This is a messenger RNA of Fimicolochytrium jonesii, 2587 nucleotides long. RefSeq lists its product as uncharacterized. Gene Ontology annotation, molecular function: guanyl-nucleotide exchange factor activity; protein binding. The coding region runs from base 362 to 2587 and encodes 741 amino acids. Gene Ontology annotation, biological process: septin ring organization; establishment of cell polarity; intracellular signal transduction. Gene Ontology annotation, cellular component: cytoplasm; division septum; mating projection tip. The transcript is spliced from 8 exons. NCBI's taxonomy places the organism in Eukaryota, Fungi, Chytridiomycota, Chytridiomycetes, Spizellomycetales, Powellomycetaceae. The record is from RefSeq and is a predicted model, not a curated record.
GGCAACUACCUACUACACAACAGCCUACAACGGAACAACACUCCCCCCCAGGCUCACAACACAACAGCCCCGCAAUAUCCUCCCGUGGUGCUCGCCUGCUUUAUCUUCGCUUAUCGUCGGCGCUCUCCGCUUCGCUGCCAUACCCCCCGCUGGGACUGCCCUUUCCAUUCGCUGCUCGACUGUUCCAGUUCGCUUCCUUCGACCCCCGAGGACACCAUCCACCGGACGAGAUACUAGAGCCACUAGAGGAGGGAGGGGAUUCUAGCCGUUGCCAUAAGGACGCCAAACUUCCGAGGACGAAUCAUCCCCUUGUCGAACCAACUUACCCACUGGUCACUUCGCGCCCGGCGCCGCCGCAGCCAUGGAGAUCGCCCUCCCCCAACGCACCUCCGGCCCCUCAACCGCCGUCUCCCUCUACCAACAAACCCUCUCGAUGAUCGAGAAACUAUACUCCCUCCCUGGCUUCGAUCACUACCUCUUUCCAAACGGUGUCGACGCGUACGUCGCCGAUCCAACCUCUUUUGCGCCCUUUGAAAUCAUUUGGGCUUGUUUUCGUUUGGGGACGCCGUUCUUGCAUCUUUACAAUCAGUUACGACCCAAAAAGAGAUUGUCGGUGCCGGUAUUGGGUGAGGCAGGGGCCCCGCCGAAAAAGGCCGUCUAUGAGUUUUUGGUCGCGUGUAAGAGCGAGCUGCAUUUACAGGAGAAGGAGCUGUUUACGAUAUCGGGCUUGUUUAAGGAUGACACGAAUGAGUUUGUCAAGUUGAUGAACACCAUCUCGAUAGUGGUACAAAAGAUCGAAGACAUGGGUCUCUUCCCACUACCCAAACCGUUACCAUUCGCGUUACCGUCCGUGCGAAGUACGGGAGGUCCGCAGGAUAACCGCGCCAAACUCCUUACGGAGAUGCUGAAUACUGAACGGGCGUAUGCUGCGGAUUUGGAGAAGCUUCAGCGAUAUCAAAGAGAGCUGCAAAGCCAGGACGUGGUUCCGCGUGACAUGCUGUUACAACUAUUCGCCAAUCUGGACGAGUUGCUCGAUUUCCAAAGACGGUUCUUACUACAGAUGGAGGCGACACUCAGCAUGCCGCCCGCAGAGCAGCAUAUUGGGCAAUUGUACAUUACCAACGAGGAAGCCUUCACAGUCUACGUCCCCUUCUGCGGAAACUACCACUCGGCGAUCCAGAUCGCCACCGAGAAUGCCGCAACCCUGCAGCGAGUGCCCGACAUGGACCCCGUCCGCGAGCUCCCAUCAUAUCUUAUCAAACCUGUACAGCGUGUCUGUAAAUACCCAUUGCUUUUGAACGAACUUGUAAAAUACUCGGACCCGGCUACGUACCCCCACAUGGAGGAGUUGAAAGAGGGCCUGGCGGCCAUCAAGCGAGUUACCGAUUUGGUGAAUGAAGAGCAGAGGCAGGAGGAGAAUAGGCGGAUCAAGCAGGAUGUUUUGGAUCGGGUUGAGGAUUGGAAGGAUCUGGACGUGAACGAAUUCGGCUCUCUGCUACUAAGCGACCGAUUCCCCAUGAACAGCGGCGACGCCGAAAAAGAUUUCGACCUCUUUCUCUUCGAAACCAUCCUCCUCUGCUGCAAAGACACUGCCAAAAAGCGCAAAUCAAAGAAAAACAUCGACACCACAAGCUACCAGCUCAAAGGCAACAUCUACAUCGACCGGAUUGACAGUAUCAUGGACGAGUGUUCGGCGGAGGAGCAGCGGUUUCAGUUGAAGGUUUUCUGGAAAGAUGGUCUGGAGACCGAGUCGUUUGUGCUGCGGUGCAGGAAUAUGGAGCAGGUUAAAUUGUGGAAGGGACGUUUGGACGGGUUGCUUAGCGCGCAACGCAUGCAGCGGUUGUCGAUGAAGGAGGCUACGGCCAAUAUGUACUCGCGGUCGAUGCAGGUCAACCCGGAGUUCAUUCGGAGAAUGAGCGUUGCGCCAAAUUCAUACGACGACGGCUACUUCGACGGCUACGACGCCAUCCCCAUCCCUUUAUCCUCCUCCGCACGCGGCCGGGGUGGUGAUUUCCGUGACCCCUCCGACCUCCCGCCCUCGCCACCCCAAUCAAUGCCCGGCUCCCCGCGCGGCAGCGCCAGCACCGCACGCAAAAUGUCCCUCGCCUCCGCAAUGGCCCCGCCAAGAAGCAUGACAAGUCCGUUCCCGCUGAGCCAGGUGUACCAGGAACCGCAGCGGAUGGGGUCGACUUCUUCAGCUACCUCGUACCAGCCCCAACAACAACCACCACCCCCGCCGCAGCACUACAACUCAUCAUCCUCGUUGAAUUCACUGAACUCGAUCACCCCAGGCUCACCGACCGCCACCCUCCGCAUCCGCAUGCACCACGGCGCCUCCAACCAAUCCUUCGUCAUCGCCGUCGCCCCCACCGUCACGUUCAGCGACCUGCAAGCGAAAAUGGAACGCAAGAUCCGCUUGUGUGGCGGGAACCAGGACGGGCGACGGCUGCGCAUGCGGUAUAAAGAUGAGGAUGGGGAUUUCAUCGCGAUCGCGAAUGAUGAGGAUGUCGGGAUGUGUUUUGAGGCUGCUAGGGGCAGGAUGGGCAAGAGUGGCGGCGAGGGGUUUGUUAAUGUGUGGAUUGUGUGA